AUUCGUUAACGAUUGAUGAUUGGCGCUUUCUACUUGAAGGCGGGACUACAUUCGCUCGUACUGAGCGUUGCAUUUUCCUUAUGAUUUUCCCCCAUUCAUUUUUAAACAAUUGUUAGUCGAAAUUCUUUGUUUCUGGUCUACUGCUUUAAAAAACCUACACAUAUACUGCAAAAAAUUAAAUAUCACAAAAAUUGAUUUCUCAUUUAUUACACCGUUAGGAUAUUUUACACAACAUUUGAUCAACUGAAGGCUAAUCAAAUUAAACGUGCUACGUAAUAAUGAGGUCACGUGACAAUGAUGGGCAUGCACCUGUCGUACCCACAUAACGUUACUUAGAAUUUAAUAUGUAAAACACAGGAUAUUAAAAUAAAGAGCUGACCUCCCAACCAGCAGAAUACGGUAAACAAUGUUUGUGAAUAUUUAUCCAUGCAAUGAUUCAUAGAUAUUUAUGAUUGACGAAUCUGCGUAAAGUGCGCGUGCAGCAAGGUUUAGCAUAACGUGUGUAAACAAGACUGCGAAAUUAUUCAAAUUUACCGCGUUGGUGUCGUUUGCCAACGCCAGCGAACAAUGUUUUCCACAAGAGAGAAUCGAUGUCAUCGCUUCCAGGCCAACAUCUUCAACAAAAGUAAAUGUCAAAACUGUUUCAAAACCGUGGAUUCGCACAAACUCAGCGAGGCAGACCUAUAUCAGAGCAAGCCUCUUCAGGUGGGAUGGCUUCUGUUGGCACCUGAAGGUAUUGACUUAAGCAGUCCUGGCCACAGGAAACGGAAAUGGCAGAGGAGAUAUUUUGUGCUGUACGAACACGGCCUCCUGCGCUACUCUCUGGAUGAGAUGCCAGGUACGCUGCCCCAAGGGAGUGUGAAUAUGACCCGGUGUUGUGAAGUUCUUGAUGCUUCAUCUCAAACAGGUUUCCAGAACUGUUUGAGGUUAUGCUUCUCUGAAAGAGACUUCUACAUUAAAACAGAAAACACAGACAGCAUCUACAGGUGGCAGGAAAAUUUGACCGUUUUCCCCAAAGCUGCCAAAGGAAAUCAGAGGAAAAGAAAAGAUCUUAAUAAUCCGCAGCAGACAGAAGAACAGCAAAUAUCCAGCAGCUCUGCAAAAAAAGUCUUUAGUAGUGGAAGUAGUUUUAAAAGCACUUUAAUACGAAGGGGAAGUCUCAAUUCUAGUAAUGUCACUGGUAGUAGAGUAUCCCAAAUUAGUGAUGCAUUGACCAACGCUGCCACCAGCAAAGGCAGUACAGUUGGUGGUGGCAGGGUCAGAAGCGGCAGUACUGCAGGGGUCGGUAAUAAAAGCAGAGCUGGUAGCACGGUGGAUGGAGUGUCUUUAUGUUCCUCUGAUAAGAAGCUGGAGGAGGAGUCACUCAAUGGUGGAGUCAUGGUUUCUUCAAGCAGUGGUAAUGCUCCAUCACUCAACAACGUCUUCUCUCCAUCAGUCGAUCAGUUGCUGGAGUGUUCUGGUGCUGACGGUACUAUGAAUCGAUUGGGCAUUGAAAGCGGCUAUUCCUCUCUGGAGAAGACAAGUGCUCUUGUUGGGGAUGCACAAAAACACACUGACUCCAGGUGUGACUUUGCCUCAGUCUGUUCACCUGCCUCACAGCUCUGUAUGUUUCCUAACUCUCAAUAUUUUAGCUCCUCCCCCUUUCCUUCACCAACCAGUCACAGUGCAAAGUUUAGUGACGGUCCUGGGCUUGCGGUUAGUUGCUUUAGGGAUAAGAAGAGUUUGGAGUCCAGUGGGGAGAGAAACACACCCAUGACACACACAUCAAGAACACACACACACAGACAUAAUACACAUCAAGCACGCAGCCCAGGAAGAAAAAUACACCGACAUCAGCACAGGAGAUCUCGGGCCUCUGAUCAACAGGAGAGUUCAUUUCUCUCUGUGGAUGCCGAGCUCGUAUCGACCUUCAUGUCCCCCUCCACCCCACAAAAUGAACAUAAGACAGCAGGCAGUACAUCUCAGGAUUCAUCUCCUGAUAAUGACAUCCCUGAUGUUUCUCGACCUUCCACGUCAUGCAGCUUUCGUUCCAAAUCACUGGACCGCAGACUUGAUUCCACUCCCACUCCUGACCUCCUUAAUUUUAAAAAGGGAUGGAUGUCUAGACUGGGAGAAGAUGGGAAGUGGCGAAAACAUUGGUUUGUUCUUACUGACCAGACCUUGAGAUUUUAUCGUGAUGCUGUAGCAGAAGAGGCAGCAGAUGUGGAUGGUGAGAUCAACCUGUCAACCUGUUAUGAUGUUACAGAUUACCCUGUACAGAGAAACUAUGGCUUUCAGAUUCAUACAAAAGAUGGGGUCUUUACUCUUUGUGCAAUGACUUACGGGAUAAGGAGGAACUGGGUCCAGGCAGUCAUGAAAAAUGUUCGACCUAUUGUUGCCCCAGAUGUCACAUGGAAACAAUCUGUAAAACCCAGUUCUGUUCCUCAAAAGGUGAUUGGUUCACAUUCUUGUACAGGCUCCUCUCAAUAUAAUACACUUCCCCAAGAAGAGGAGAAAAGAAGUCGCGUUCGUGAGCGUCGUAAAGAGGGGCGUUACAAAACCUUUGAUUGGGCAGAGUUAAGAUGUAAACAGCAAAAGGAGGAGAUGUCCAAUGACCUAUCAGAAAGGGAAUGGAACCACAAUUGUGAGCACCGGGUUCCUCCUGCACCUGCAUCGUCCCCUGAAAGGCCAAUCAUCCGAUUUGAAUCCGAGUCAUCAGACAAAGAAUGUCCUCUGAAGUCAAGCCUUUAUCAAGGCCUAAAAAACAUUUCCACUGAUGUACCAUCACACUCAGUGAUGAUGGUGUCCAAUCUUAUUUCCCCAGGAUCAAUUAGUCCGGACAGCUUGGAGGUUCAUUGUGACAGCCCUGGGGAACUGCUGGUAAAUAAACCUAAAGAAAGAAAACAGGUUGAUCAGUCCACUUCUCCCUUGCCAGUCAACUUAUCUUCAUCCUCAGUGCAGACAGAAUGGCAGUGGGAGGUGGAACUUCAGAGCCUUCAUAAAGAGUUGAAAGCUGAGCAUGAGAGGAAUCAAACACAAGAGAAGGAAUCUCAACUUUGUGAGACCAGACUCCAAUCUGAGCUUAACAAUACCCAAGACUGCCUGCGUAAGGCAGAAUUAAGGAUACAAGAGGCAGAAACUUUACUAAAGGAGCGUGAAGAGGUGCUUGAAGAUCUGCGUGAAAGAUUGGAGGAGGUGACGGGCUGUCUGAAGGCAACAGAGGAGGCACAAGCCUUGAAGGAGGUUCGGCUGGAGAGGCACCUACGUCUCCUGCAAGAGAGCCAGGAAAGGGAAAGAAGGAGCUUUAGUGACAGCCUCGAUCAAUCAGAAAAGCGUUUAAAAGAACUAGAGGAGUGCCUGAGGCAGAAGGAAGCUGAGUUGCAAAAGAGGCCAAUAGGAGAAGCAACUGAAGAUGUUAUACAAAGAUGUCAGGAGCUCCAGAAUCAGCUGGAAGAGUCUGAAAAUGAAGUCGGACGCCUGCAGUCACGUCUUCAAAAUGAGGAGACUCUUUAUUACGACAUAGAACACAAUUACGAACGAGUUUGUGAGGAGAUACAGAGUUUGCAAGGUGCUUUGCAAGACUGUGAGAGGUUGUGUGAGGAGCGUUUCCAAACCCAACUGGAGCGCAAGCAGGAAGAGCUGGACAAGAAGGAGCGUGAACUGCAGGAAGUACUUGUUAAGAUGGCUGUUCUUGGUAGUAGUCUAGAGGAGACAGAACGUAGGCUUAUGGACGCUCAAACUCAUCCUCCAGAAGCUAGCAUUUCUACUGAGACACUGACUGAACCGCAAUGUCUAUUCAAGGUCUCAAAUGUCAGACAGAAAGUGAAAGGUAAAAGUGGUUCAGAAACGCAGCCUUUUACCAAGGGAGAUGAAUCUGAUCGAGUGAUCUCUGUGAUCCAGGCGCUAGAACUCAAAUUAUGUGACACUGAAGAUCGACUACGGGAGCUUACCAUGCAUCUACAGCAACAACAACUCAAUGCAGGGCCACACACUCUCAAUGAUUCUUAUUGUGCACAUACUUCUAUCCAAAAUCUGGAUGGCCGACUCUUUGUAAAUGCUCUGGAGAGUUGUACUGAUGAUUUAAAUAGCUUGCAUGGGAAAGCUCUGCACAGAACCUCUGACAAUGAAGACAAUGAAGGGCAGUGGUUGGUUUGUGAGAGACCGGUAAACAAUCAAGCUUUGGACAUGGCCAGCAGAGUGUUAUCGUUGGAGGCACUGGUCAUCCAAAGGAUGGCCUCUGCCCUUGAGCAUCCCAGCAGAGAACUGCUUUCAGAUCUACGUCUCCAUGUGCUUAAUAUGGCUCAAGGAGGUGGGGAUGGUGAUGAAUCUAGGUAUUUUCAGACCUUGUUGUAUUCUGAAGAGGAAGAUCAGACAGACAAUACACUGAGUGAAAGUGUGAUCCAAAGAUUAUGUGUGAGAGCAGAAAUGGCAUACCUCAUGCAUACUUGCCAUACACAAACCUCACAGGGGCAACCGGGAUCAGAGCCAUUUAAUUUGUUUCCUUGGCCAGUUUCAAAUAGUUCUUCAUCUGGCUCCCAAAAGGAAAUUGUUUCCAAGCAUGAACCCAAGCUUGCUGAUAUUAGCCCACCAGAACUUGCUCCUUACAGUGAACAGAUGGAAGAACUUGCAGACAAUGUUCUCCUUGAGGACUCCGAGGUACAGCUUGCCUGUAGAAAGAACCUGGUGGCAGAGCUUCGUGCUCAAGCCCAGUCGCUGCAAGAACUUUCUACACAUCUACAGUCUGACGAUAAAGAAGCUGAACUUUCCACAGGCAUCCUGAGGGUUGCUCUGUGUCAGGCCACUUUGGCAUAUAUGGCUUGUCGACUGCGUUCAGCUGUGCAGCAGGAGAUGAGGGCUCUACGCAAACAGAGAGAACAGGCGGAGUACGAGUCCCGUGCCAUGUGUCGCAGCAUGGAGGUCCUGUUUCAGGAACAGACUGAGCGCUACGAGGAGAAGUUGCGUGAGGGGCGUGUUUUUGUAGAGAAGGCAGAGCAGGGGCGUGUUUCUGCCGAGACCGAUGCCCAGUUGAGAGUGGACGAAGCUGAAAAAUUGCAGGUGGAGUUUGAGGAGAAGCUACAGGAGCUCCAGAAAAUCCACGAGGAGGAGAUGAGCCGUCUCCAUAAAUACUACAUUCAUAAUAUGCCAAAGACUACAACCGUCUCUGUACAAGCAGAGAAUGGAGAGACUGAGCAGGUUACUGUUCUCAAAGGCCGAAUCAAAAAGCUUCAAAGUGAGAAUACCUGCCUGAGGGAGGAGCUUAACAAGCAGGAUGACAAGACCUUACAGAUAGACCUGGAAAACAUUAAGGCCACAUACGAGCAUGGAUUUAGCAUUAUGGAGGAGAGCCACCAGCGAGUGAUUGAAGAGAUGCAGAGGCAGCAUCAAAGAGAAAUAGAAAGACUGACAGAAGAAAGGGAGAGAGUGCUGCAGGAAGAAACUAAUGCCACCAUUGCAGCCAUUGAUGCCAUGAGGAAAGCCCAUAAGGAAGAAAUGGACAAGACUCACAAGGCCCUGCAGAAUGGAGCCAGCGUGGACAUCCGCCAGCUUCGUGUACAAUACAACGAGGAGCUUGAAUCAUUGCAUAGAGAACUGGAGGUGUUAUCUGAGCAGUAUUCUCAGAAAUGUCUUCAAAACGCUCUUUUAACCCAAAAUAUGGAGGCUGAAAGGGAGGCGUUGAGCAUCAUGCAGAGAGAGAACCAGGAGCUUCACACUCACAACCGGGAGUUAAACGAGUGUCUGGCUGCCGAAUUAUCGCUGAUGCAUUCACGCAUGAAUGGGGAUGUGAAACACACUCAGUCCUCUCAGGAGAAAGAGGUUUAUCAGCUGGAGGUAAAUUUGAGGGUGAAGGAAUCUGAGAUCAAGUGUUUGAAACAGGAGAUCAGCUCACUUAAGUUGGAGCUACAAGCAGCAAUUAUGCAUUUUAAAGAGUUACAGACUGAACUAAGUGCAUUAGGAGUCAAAACCCAAAGUGACUUCACUAAAUUCAGAAUGGAACCAACCAGAAAGCAGAGUUUAAAUUAUGAUCUGAUGAAAUCCAGGAGUAACCCAGACUUUAUCAAGGACUGUUCUUCAUCUGCACUCUCGCAAACCAUCAGAUCCAAGAGUCUGAAGGAUGGACUCACUGUUCUGGAGAAGAUGAAGCUCUUUGAAUUAACUGAGAGACAAAAAAUUUGAGUGUGUGUGUAUGUUUGUGACAAUUUUAGUGUUUUAUGUGGGUUAAAUUAUUUAAAUGUAUUUCUUAAUAACACAGUGAAUUAUUAUUAUUAUUAUUAUUAUACCUUUAGUCACAGGUGGUGUGUGCGCGCGUUUGUUUGUGUGUCAGUCAUUUUAAUUGUUCUGUUACAUUGCUACAUUAGAUGCAUUCACAAUAGAACAGAUUUUUGAUAUGAGGUUGUCUCUCUAAAAUCCUAAGCAGUUUGUUUAUAUUUUUAUGUUAAUGUUUUUUUGCCUCAGUUUAAAAUUGAGGACCAGUUUGAUUUACUUCAUCUUUGUUUAUGAAUAAAGUCAAGCAUUUUCUGUCUUUAACCACAUGUCUGUGUAACUGAUUUUGCUACAGUAUAGUUUAGGUGUUGUGUCCUGCUUAUAAUUGCUGUAGUGUUUAUUUCUAUGGACCAUAUAGGCACCACUGACAUUUAGCAGGUCAUUAAUGAAUAUUUAUAUCAAG
This is a messenger RNA of Misgurnus anguillicaudatus (oriental weatherfish), 6643 nucleotides long. NCBI's taxonomy places the organism in Eukaryota, Metazoa, Chordata, Actinopteri, Cypriniformes, Cobitidae. The record is from RefSeq and is a predicted model, not a curated record.